Molecule: messenger RNA, 4044 nt
Organism: Capsaspora owczarzaki ATCC 30864
Lineage: Eukaryota; Filasterea; Ministeriida; Capsasporidae
Exons: 5
Coding region: 31-3975 (1314 amino acids)
Cellular component (GO): early endosome
Molecular function (GO): phosphatidylinositol binding
Source: RefSeq, a predicted model, not a curated record
ACAGAAACAACAAAAGCAGAGCUACUCACAAUGCCUGGCGAGGUUGCAGCGUGGCUGCAGCGACAUGCGCUGAGCCCGGCUGGCGUGAUUCUGGCGCUGCUCUGCGCCUGGCUCGGUCCCCUGUCCCUGCUUUUACGCAUCGUGGUCUUUGUUGUUGCCUUUGUGUCGUCUUUGGCGCUAUUCACACGGUACGCUCGCCUCGCCUCGUCUCGUCUCGUCUCGUCUUCGCUUCUCGUUUACAACGUGCCUGGCGCGACGAUGCGAGGCCAGCUGACUGUUCGUACGGCGAACGGCAUUGCCUCCAUUCUCGACGCCGUUCAAGCCGAUUGCGUUGUCGACGCAGCAGCGAGCACAGGCUCGGCGCGCCUGCACGGGGCGGCUGCUCACGCAUCCACUGCUUCAGUGCCUGGCGCGGCGACUGGCGUGGUGGGAGCAAGCAGCAGCACCGUGUCGAAUGCGACAGCUGCCACUAAUUCACUUUCGAAUCUCAACACGAGCUCUCGGCAGCAGCAGCAGCAAGCAAAGGUCGACCGGCGCAUGACCGGAUCCAGUGUUGUGGACGAUGUCUUGCACAAUCUAAUCGACUUGCACCUGCGCGAUUACGUCGACUGGUGGUACAAGGACGUUUCGGACGACCCGAGCUUCUUGCUGGCUCUGAAAGCAAUGGCGUCAACGGCGACGGUCAAGUUUGCCAACCGCGCGAAAGCGGUCGACUUUGUCAAUUUCGCGACGGUGAACGUUGUGGAUGAGUUUGUGCUGCAUCUGCGGUACUUUACACGCGCACAGGAAAAGGCGCGCGAGCUGACUGUGGCAGGCGGGUCGCCCGGAGCGAGCGACGCUGGCGGCGACGAGGUGAUUGCCGCCGAUCUGAUUGAUCGCUUCUUUUUCGAGUCUGAAAAGCGCCAUACCGCCAUCUGCAAGUCGCGCGAGGCCGAGCAGGCUUACCUGCGCGACUUGUCCGAGCUGCUGCUCUACAUCCUCCUGUCACCAGCCGACUUUGCCAACAAGCCUCUUCGCAUCUUGCUGCGCGAAAUGUGCGUCAAUGUCAUCUUUUUGCCGUUCAUUGACAGCAUCUCUGAUCCCGACUACAUCAAUCAGACGAUUGUGUCUGCGCUCAAGACAUCGACCGUGUCGUACGAGUCUUUUCUGAAUGCCAUCCGGUCUGCAGAAACGGUUGAAGACGUUGAAGUCAUGCUGUACCAGGUGGACGGCGAGCUGAGUCGCUAUCAGGGCGCUGCGGCUCGCGCAGAGGCAAUCCGAGCAGCCGAGCCGUCAGGCGCCCCAAUCGGCUUUGUGUCCCUCUUUAUGCCCGUCUUUCCCAUGUCGGGGGACUAUGCUGUGGAUGCGUAUGGCGAUGGCAGCGACUCGUCGUCCUUUUUGUCCUCCUCCGGCAUUUCAGCGGCAGAGCCGAGUGGCACAUUGGCUGCUGCGAGCGCCGUCGCUACCAAGGCAUCAACGUCACCAGUCGAGAACACGGGAUCUGUUGUUGGCACCAUCUUUGCCACGCCCAGCUCCGACGGCGAGUUUGAUGCGCAGUCAAACCGGCGGCACAUUAAUCGGCUUGUGGUGGCUCGCUCGGAGUGCGAAAAGCGCUUGCGGGAGCUUUCCCGCUCGUCUGGAUUUUACGUGCAGAGUAGCAUGCGCGACAAGACGCCGAUGCGCCUGUUGUCGCUGGCCGACAUUCUUUCGAGUAACGUGGCGCUCAGCUACUUUAUGGCCUUUGUCGAACCCGAGGGCGCGUCGGCCACCGUCUUGCUCGACUUUUGGCUCACCGUGGAGGGCUAUCGUGCGUCCGCCGAGCAGCGAAGCGAGCGACUGCAUGCGCUCGCUGACCAGCUGGGUAGCGACGACACGCAUCGCCAGGUCAUGCGGCCUCGCAGCGAUUCCCAGUCCAGCCAGAUGAGUCACAUGAACCAUGACGACUUUGACUUUGACGAUGACGACCUGGGCGCCAAACCCUCGUUCCGCGUUGCCACCAACCAGAGCGCGUUGCAAUCGCAAAGCGCCGGCGAAGAGAUUGAUGAUUCGACCAGCAACUCAACGCGGCGCACCCACGACGCACUCAAGUCCAUGCUGCAGGACGAAGCGAACGUGGUGUUUGAGCAGUACCUUGCCACGACAGCUUCUCCCCGCGUCCCGACAGACGACAGAAUCAUCAACAACAUUGGCCGGGAGAUUGCGCACGGGCACUACGCGACCUGUUUUGAUGAAGCUCAGCAGUUUGCCUUCAAGCUCAUCGAGCGUGACUAUUGCCCUCGCUUUCAGCUCAGCGACGGCUACGUGCGCUGCUUGGGCGAUAUGGAAAUGCUUGGACCGUCGACGACGGGUGACGGCGCGUCGCUCGAGUCUGGCUCCUCGACUGCGGCCUCUCACCUCCCCACUGUGGCAGCAUCAGCAGCACGUCCGGUGCCUGGAGCGGCGGCGGCGGCGUCCCGAGGCGACUUUGCAUCGGACACUUCCUCGCCCUCCUCCUCGCUUGUCCCGCCGCUUUCGUCGAGUCUCACCUCCAGCUCCCAGAUGACUCGGUCCCCAUCCAUGUCCAGCUUGGCUGAUGACGACCGGGACGGCGCUGGCGCUGGCGUUGGCGCCGACCACGACGGCUUUGCGCGUGGCGCCCAGUCGCGCAGCAUGUCCAUGAUGAACAAUGCGCCCGUGGCUGCACCGCCUCGUCCGUCGCUCAGUGCGCUCCAUAGCAGCGAGCGAGCGUCUUGGAACGCGACGAUGCGCGACUUUGAAAUUCGAAAGGAAGACGGCGAUAAAGUUGCAGUCUUCAUUAUUGACGUGAUGCGCAAGGACGAGUUUGGCGUGCUGCGGUGGGAAGUGGUCCGUCGCUACAGCGAUUUCCACGACCUGCACAUGCAGCUGAGAGCGAACGCUCCGGAAGUUGCCCAAAAGCUGGAACUCCCGCCGAAGAAAACCUUCCGCAAUCUGGAGACGCAGUUUCUCGAGACCCGAAAGCAGGCGCUUGCCACCUACCUGCACAUUCUCGUCUCGCCCGAAGCGUUGCGCAAUGCGGUGGCGGAGGACUUUGUCAGCUCUUUUUUGAGCGACGGUGCGUACGAAAAGACCGCUGGUGGGAUUGCCCGCAAGAUGGACACGUUCGUCAACCCCAUCAAGUCGACCGUCAAGACGGUGAAAACCAAACUCAAGGACGAAAUGGAAACGCUCUUCUCCGCCAACCCGACCAAGUCAUCGACUGGAGUCGGUCUUGAUGGCACAGGCGGUGGUAGCGGUGGUGGCGGCGGCAUUGGCAGCGGCGAUGGAGGUCUUGGUGAUGGCGGCGGCGAGUUUGAUGAAGACGGGACGUGGGUUCCACACGAACUACCAGCCAUGCGAAAGCAAGGUGCUGCUGCUGCUGCAGCCCCACCCAAAGAAUCCAAGGAUGGGCGCGGCCGUGCACCCUCUGUCGAAGAAUGGAAGACUGCGGCAGGCGAUGGUGACGACGACAACAUUCCCUUCCGGAUUCUUCUCGCAUUGCUCGACGAAGUCUUUGAGCUGAAGCAUCGCAACAAGUGGCUUCGUCGCCGCGUCAUGGCCCUAUUGCGUCAGAUUAUUUCCCAGACCUUUGGAGAUACGAUCAAUCGAAUUAUCGUCGAUCAAAUCGAUCUCAUGACUUCGGCAGACAAGGUGGCCGAGUACUUGCAAAUGUACCAGGACGCCUGGUGGCCGGAUGGUGUGCUAGCAUCGGCUUACCCACCCCGAACACCCGAGGAGCGUCUUCAUGCUAAAAUUGAGGCGCGCACCAAGCUACUAAGUGUCCUGACCGACGACCUUAAGCGCAUUGUUGGGUCUGAAAAUUGUCGCCGAGGGAGCGCGCGAAUCUUUGAGAUGCUGCAGCACGCGAGCUUAAACCGGCGGCUUUUCUACACUCUGUUUGAGAGUUUCCUGACGACCUUGUUCGGCGACUACAACCUCAGCGAGCUGAUUGCGCGGCUUCACGCGGGCAAGCGCAAAAAGACCAUUGCCGCCAACUGACACGCCCGUUGCUUGGUUGCAUGUUUUUGUCGGCGGUGCGGUUUCCACAACAAUUAAACGAACUGCCCA